UGAGGUAAAAAGCGAUAGAAGGGUUAGGAAUAUUUCGACUGUUUAUGAAUGGCUUUCUUCCUUUUUCACCCAAGGCUAGCAAGAUUGACAGGAUUUACUGGCAAGAGAGCUAGAGUUUUUCCUGAUUUGAUGUCAAAAUAUGGACUUGUUAGAACAGUAGUGACGAAAACGAAAGGCAAUUCAAACACACUUCUAAUUGGAUGGCGCCCUCCAUGGAAUCCGAAAUUACUUUCAGACGUGAAAGGGUUUUCCUCAAAAUCCUCAAGUAUUAAAUCAAGAAUUUUACAAGGGUUUCGAUAUUUUUGCUUGGCUGGUGGUGUAGUAUUUUGGUCGUGCGUUGCUGUUUCCUUGACGUUAAGUGCGACCGGAUUGUUAACAUUUGGGAUCGAGGAGGAGACAGUGCAACUAAAGCACACAAACCCCCAUAUGGCAAAACACAUAGCGUCCAUGUUUCAGUUAUAUGACGAUCCCGAAGAUUUAUUAGAUGUGACGACUCUUAUGGAAGACAAAAAAGAUGAAUACGCUUUGAAGAGAGCGGCUUACAACUCAACCUGGAAAAAGCUGUCAAAUGAAGAAGGUUUCCGAACAAAGUUUGGAGACGAGGUGCUUGUGAUAGGGUAUAACCGCCAAGAAAUCUCUUUAAUUGAAACACGUGACAGAACAGGAAAAGAAAAUGUUCACAAAAAUGAAGACAGAUGGAAAGUGUGUGUUUUCAUUGUUGGUUCUAAAGUAUCUGGUCUGGUGACGAUGGAAUUUCAUAAAGUGACAAAAGGUGAAAUUAAGUGGGUCCCAGUGUCACUUUCUGUGGAAGAGAUACCAAGAUCAGGAAUUAAGAUCUGUGAUGUAUCUGCUCCUCUUCCCAAUGGUGUCUCAAAAUUUACCAGAUUCAUGAAUGAUGACUUGUGACUUCUAUUUUCGUGUAGUGCCUUGACAGACUAGACCAUAGUUAUGGGGGGCUGGUGACAGGUUAGGGAAAGGAGAACAAAAUAUGUAAACAAUGGUACUACAGUUUAUUUUGGGAGCCCUAUGGUGGGGUCCAAUCUUUGGUUUUUGUUUUUGUAACCUAAGCAUGUUGUGACAAUUCACUGGUGGGAAGUUUCUGUUGGUAAGAUGAUUCAGGAUUGGUGGCAUAUAAUUGACCAGGUCUAAAACCUCCAUCGAAAACAGAUGACAUAGAAAUCUGUUGUAUUUUAAAUGUGGUCUCCUCUACUAAUGGUGGUUAGGCAAUUAAUCAAUUACUCUGGGGGUUGAUUGGAAAGAGGCAUCAAUUGACAAAAGAAGUUUGUCUUGCAGCUCACUCCCAAAAGCAAAGAGGUAUUUUUUCAUGUAGAAACUGCUGAUCUGUGAGCCAGUAAAUUUGACUCAGAUUCAGAUAUGCCUCAGUUUUGGAGUUGAUCCAGUGAGCUGGUAAUUUCUUGCAUCAUUUUUCCCACUAAAUCAUUUAAGUUGAUGCCUCAACAAAUAGUGUGAUGACUCAAGAAGUUAACACAAACAUUCUUCAUAAUGCGUAACACCUCUAACUUAACCAGAAAGAAUGAACAAGACAAGACAAGCACCCUUUCUUGGUAUGAAAAUGAAAAUAGUAAUGAUAAAACCCAACUCCAUCUUGUAUUAUGCAUUUUUCUUAAAUUGGUCUUACAAUUUUAUUUCACUUUUCAAGGAAAAAUAAUACUUUGUUUAUCUUAGAAAAAAAUAUAUUUCCUUGAUGUAGAGACUCAAAAGCUUUCCCUAUGCUCAGCAUCAUACUACCAUGAAACUUGAGGGAAACCAAGCUUAAUGAUAAGGACUGUUUAACACUCAAAUAUAUCCAACUUUAAAAAUUAUAGGAAAAAUUGAGGUUCUAAACCAGUAUUUAUUUUAAAAAAAUUCUCAAAUUAUUUGAAAAAGAACACUGUUAGAACAAAACAACACCAGCAGUAAAAUAUUGCCUUCGCAAUGAAAUAUCAGCUAGAACUACCCAGCCAGAGGAGUGCAACCCAUAGUGAAUUGCUCCUCGCACAGAACCAGACAUAACUGAGAGAAAUCUGCAAGGUGUCUUGCACUCUGCUUUUCCUUUUGAGUGAGUUUAGACACUUAUGUCCAGUUUAGGACGAUGUCAUCUGUUUUCUAAUACUAUCCCCUAAUUUCAGACACUUCCUUAUCUUUUGGGAUGUUUCUGUUCAAUUUUAGACACUAGUAUCUGAUUUCAGACAGUUCAGCCUUACUGAACUUUAUCAAUAAAUGAAUCAAAGUAAUCCCACCACACUUGGUCAGUUUUCCUUUAUUUGAUUAUUUUCCCAUCUUUAAGUGAUAUAAUACAAAAUAUCAAUGCUAGGUUGAAGUUAAGGUAACAUUGAAAAUGAAGAAGGUUCCAAGACAGUGGGAAUUGCACACACUCCUGGGACUAAACUAAAAAGUCAUUCUUUAAAAUGACAUGAGCAACAUGUAGCUUAGGCAAAAAGGUUGAGAAGGCAGAAAAUGGCUCCUCAAAAAAAUUCUGCAUUAAAUGGAAAAGUGUACAUGUAAGAUAAGAAACAACAGGUUUUCUACAUUAAAAUGUCUGAACUUCACAACAAUACUUUUCUUCUGUAAUUAAAGGUAAUUCAUAUCAAAUUAGGGUAUGCAAGGCUACUUAUUUUAUAACUAGAAAAUACCAUGGACUGUGAUUUUCUGAAAGCAUACAAUUUCUUCUUGUAUAACACCUAGUAUAUUAGGUAAACUUAAGAAACCCUGCACAAGCUAGGAAUUACACCACUUGAAGUAAGAGAUUUUGAUUUUUGGAAAAUUUUAAGCAAUGUUAUCCAUGCUACAUUUUAGCUGGAAAGUGAACAGUUUGUUGAGAAGUAAUUCUCAAGCUGGGUUCCCAAUUUUCUUAAGAUUAAGGGCUUGACAGAUUCAUACUUAAUUGUCAACAGCAAAACCCAUAAAUAUUGAAUUGUUCUUAUAUCAACAAAAAGCUAAGGGAAGCUGAACAGUUAUCUACAAUUUACAAUAAUCAAUUAUGGUUUGUAUUAAACUUGUGACCAAAGUUGACAGAAUCAUACAGGAAAAUAAAUAAAUUCUGGGUUUAAUUUAAUGAUUAGUACAAUGAGAUGCCAAAUUUUUCUUUAGGAAUUAUUUCCAGAUAAUGAGAUUUCUAUCACAUUUACAAUGUUAGUGACCACUUGAUACCAACUGGUGAGAAUCACAUCUAAGCCCCUCAUUAACCUGCUCACUGAAAAAAACACUGGACCACUACCUACUUCUUGCAAGCAUAGUAAACUUAACUAAUAUGCAUGGUUUACUGGCCUUAUUCAAGCUAUUUACAAGUGCAGCUGUGCAUGAUAUUUUUCUACUGAUAUACUUAUUUUUAAGUAUGUCACCAUAAAUUCAACUGUGGGCAUGGUAAAUGAAUUAGACAAUUCAAUACAAUACUUCUUUGCAAAUAUCGUCAUAUUGGAAGGUUUGACUGCAAAAAAAGUACAACAAAGUUAUCUUUUGCACAGUGACUAAUGCACUUUAAUGACCAUCACCCUCCCUCAUUUGUUACAUUAGUUACAGCCUUAGCUAUCUCUUCUUUUUUGAACUGUCAGUGAGUGCAAGGACUCCUACC
Molecule: messenger RNA, 3571 nt
Organism: Pocillopora meandrina
Lineage: Eukaryota; Metazoa; Cnidaria; Anthozoa; Scleractinia; Pocilloporidae
Source: the annotation of a GenBank genome assembly